Molecule: messenger RNA, 3021 nt
Organism: Tribolium madens (black flour beetle)
Lineage: Eukaryota; Metazoa; Arthropoda; Insecta; Coleoptera; Tenebrionidae
Product: adenosylhomocysteinase-like 1
Exons: 11
Coding region: 433-2025 (530 amino acids)
Biological process (GO): L-methionine cycle
Cellular component (GO): cytosol
Source: RefSeq, a predicted model, not a curated record
AAUACCUGUGCCGAAUUAUUGGAACUAGAAUGUAAUAAACAAUAAUAAAUUACAUAACUAUGGAUUUACAUUGAAAGUUUUUGUCGGGUUUCCGGUGUUUGUUUUCGUUUUUUCAAACCGGGAAGGGUAAAUCUACCCCCAGGGUGUGUUGCCAACUUAGCAAACUGGAACUCUGUUUAGAAAUCGAUAAAUAUGCUGGAAUUAUUUUGUCGAUUAUGUAACUUAAGGCCAAAGAGAGUUCUAAAUUAGACUAUUGCGUUUUAUGCAAGCCGUGAAUGAAGUAAAUAAAGUUCGUUAGCUUUUGCCAAAUUUGGGGCAUUUCGUUGUGUUGUUUCCCACUAGUUGUGCAGGUUGUGCACGUUGUGUUUUAGGUCCUGUUUUCCAGCUGAUUUAUUUUAUGUUUGUUGAUUGUGAAUUGAUAUAAUUGGAAUUAUGACGGAAAACAUCGAAAUUCGGACUAUUGUGGGUAACAGGAAUUUAAAUACGGUUUCAGAUAGCCCUGUUACCGAUCCAGCAUCUGGGGCAAAGGGAUUGGAAGGAACUAAUGCCUUUGUCAGCCAAAGAUCUAAGUUGGACCCCAAAUCUUCUGGUGCUUUAAAAAAAUCGAGCAGAUAUCGCAGCCGAUCAUUAUCUGCCUCAUCAACCGAUUCCUACAGCUCUACCUCUUGUACAGGCAGUAGUUCCGACGAUGAUGACGUUUCUCCGCGCGAAAAAAUCCAGAAAAACACAGCGGGAAACUCCGAUUUUUGCGUUCGUAAUAUAAACCAACACGCUUUUGGCCGGCGUGAAAUUGAAAUCGCGGAACAAGAAAUGCCGGGGAUUAUGGCUCUGAGAAAGCGUGCAACUGACGAUAAACCUCUCAAAAACGCCAAAAUCGUGGGCUGCACUCACAUCAAUGCCCAAACGGCUGUUCUAAUAGAAACCCUAGUUGCACUCGGGGCCAACGUUAGAUGGGCUGCUUGCAAUAUUUACUCGACACAAAAUGAGGUAGCUGCGGCCUUGGCUGAAGCCGGGUUUUCGGUAUUCGCGUGGCGAGGCGAAACCGAGGAGGACUUUUGGUGGUGUAUAGACAAAUGUGUCAACGCCGAAAAUUGGCACCCUAACAUGAUUCUGGAUGAUGGUGGCGACGCCACGCAUCUUAUGCUAAAAAAGUACCCCGCUAUGUUUAAAAUGAUCAAAGGCAUCGUUGAAGAGAGCGUCACCGGGGUCCACCGCUUGUACCAAUUGUCCAAAGCCGGGAAAUUAACCGUACCGGCAAUGAACGUCAACGAUUCGGUCACUAAAACUAAAUAUGACAAUCUGUACAGCUGUCGAGAGUCGAUAAUCGACAGCUUGAAGCGUUCGACCGACGUCAUGUUUGGGGGCAAACAGGUGGUGAUUUGUGGGUAUGGCGAGGUCGGGAAGGGUUGUUCCCAAGCAUUGAAGGGUCUCGGUUGUGUCGUUUACGUCACCGAGAUUGAUCCAAUUUGUGCCCUUCAAGCUAGUAUGGACGGAUAUCGCGUCGUAAAGCUAAACGAAGUCAUUCGCAAUGUAGAUAUAGUGAUAACGGCAACAGGGAACAAAAACGUUGUAACGCGUGAGCAUAUGGACAAAAUGAAAAACGGCUGCAUUGUCUGUAACAUGGGUCAUUCCAACACUGAGAUUGAUGUUAAUAGUUUGAGAGCGCCUGAUUUGACUUGGGAAAAAGUUCGUUCACAGGUAGACCAUGUUAUAUGGCCUGAUGGUAAAAGAAUUAUUCUUUUAGCAGAAGGAAGAUUAGUUAAUUUAAGUUGUUCAAGUUUGCCAUCUUUUGUUGUUUCUAUAACAUCAGCAACUCAAGCUCUUGCUUUGAUUGAGCUUUUCAACGCCCCGGCAGGGCGUUACAAAUCUGACGUUUAUCUUUUACCGAAAAAAAUGGAUGAAUACGUAGCGAGCUUACAUUUACCGACUUUUGAUGCCCACUUGACUGAAUUGACGGACGAACAGGCUAAAUAUAUGGGCCUAAAUAAAGCUGGGCCUUUCAAGCCUAACUAUUAUAGGUAUUAAAAAUAUAAAGUUUUAUCCAUAAUAAACGGGGUGAAGGAAUAAAGGAACACGGUAGCAUUAAGUCAAUGUUAGUUGUUGCCAGAUAGUUUAGCUAAUAAUAAAUGCAGGAUUCGUUUUAUAAAGUACAGGUUCUUAGAAUUGUUGAUCAUUUUAAUGGUUGCUCAAACAAUUCGUGUUUCAUAAAUUUACUGAAUCAAAAGUAUUACUUAACACAAACAGUAUUUUUUCGCUAUAGUUUUUAUCCACAUAUCUCAGACGUUUAUGAAACAUUAAUUGUGAAUAAGUUACAUUGUUUUAACUGUUGAUUCAUGGCUAAGGCAUCUGAUUUUAUUUAAUUUUAAUAAAGAUUGACGCAACGUUAAAACGCCUUCCCAUGAAUUAAAAGAUUUUAUGAAAAUACAUUACUUACAUGUAAAAUUGCUCCUGAUUUGUGCUUUUUACAGUUUGAAACUGCGUUUCACUAAUAUACAAAACUCGUGCAUAUGUAAUCACUUCAGCAGGUCUAAUAUAUCAUGUUUUAGUUGGAUUAAGUUACUUACUUGACUCAUUUAGAUUUUAUUAAUGAAUUAAUUGUAAGUGAAUUUGCGACGAGUUCAAUGGUUUGUUUAUUAAUCUCAUCCCAAACACUAGUCCAGUUGAAUUAAUACGCUUUUUUAUUAGUAGUGCCAACAUCCACUAGCACAUAGUAAAAAUAAUUUAUAUGCAACCAGUUUGUUUAGCCGUUUUGACGUUAGUGAUUUUGGAAAGUAUUAUUUUAUAAUGAGGAUUUUUUACGAUCCUCCACAUUUUAAAUUAUUAUUGUUAUUGUCAAUAUUACGACAAAUUGUUACAAGUUAAUUGCUCUACUUGAAGAAAUUACUGAAGCAAUUAUACUCACAAUAACUUGCCUUUUUCAACUUACAGCAGAGCAAUCAACAACUCUUGUUAAUAGACCGGAAUUGUCAUUCUGUUUUUGAAGGCUGUAUUAAAAGUAUUCAUUUGUUGUUUUUUUUUUGA